AUGGUGAACGAUAUUGAAAAGACAUCCGGCGGGCAGAUCUCGACCGAGAAUGUCGAGCACAUUGAGAGUUCCGCCGAUGUAAAGCGCAUGGUGGAUAUCGACGAUGACGAGGAAUUCACGUACGGAGAGCAGAGGAAGAUCAUCCAUCGAGUAGACCGCCGGCUGGUCACCAUCACCGGCGCUGCCUACUGCAUCAGCUUAAUGGAUCGCACGAACUCAACUAUGGUUCUGGUGUUCUUCGUCACCUAUAUCGUCUGUCAGCCCAUUGCCACCGCUAUGAUCCGCAAGAUUGGGCCCCGGAUAUUCAUCUCGGUCAUUGUAAUGAGCUGGGGAGCCUGCUUGAUCGGAUUUGCGUAUUCCCCCAACUGGCAGACCCUGACUGGCUUGCGCGCGGUCUUGGGGAUCCUGGAGGCGGGCUUCUUCCCUGGGGCAGUGUAUCUGCUGUCUUGCUGGUACUCGCGAUGUUCGUCUACUGACCCUGACUAUUAUGAGGUCCAGAAGCGGUACUCAUUCUUCUAUCUGAUCGGCUGUUUUGCAUCCGCGCUAUCAGGUAUCCUCGCAUAUGGUUUCAGCCAGAUGGCACCUCUCGAAAGCCUCAGUGGGUGGCAGUGGAUUUUCAUCAUGCAGGGAGUGUUGACGUUCAUUGUCGGGAUCCUCUGCAUGAUCUUCGUGGUCGACUUCCCCGAUAAGGGUUACAACACUUGGGGCUUCCUUACGCAGCGAGAAUGCGCAUUCAUCCUCCGUCGACUCGAUCGAGAUCGAUCAGACGCCAACCCCGAGCCGUUCAACCUCGUCAAAUUUCUUCGCCCCGCAUUGGACCUCAAGAUCUGGGGAUUUGCGUUUAUCUUCUUCUCCAUCACAACGGUCACGUACGGAAUCGCAUACUUCCUUCCUAUUAUCCUCCGCGACAAUAUGGGCUUCAACGUGGCCGAAGCGCAGUGUCUAACCGCGCCGCCGUACGCACUCGCCGGUAUCCUUAUGGUGAGCACAUCGUGGGUCGCAGACAGAUACCGCAUGCGAGCCCCGAUCCUUGUCUUCAACAGCGUUCUCGCCCUGAUCGGGCUGCCGAUCAUGGGCUUUGCCAAAAGCGCGGCCGUCCGCUAUUUCGGUGUGUUCUUGACCACCGCGGGAGCAAAUGCCAAUAUCCCGGCCAGCAUGGCGUACCAGGCAAACAACAUCCGCGGGCAGUGGACACGGGCUUUUGCCAGCGCCACGCUCGUUGCGUUUGGAGGAAUUGGAGGGAUUGCAGGGAGCUUGGUGUUCCGGUCACAGGAUGCUCCUGAAUAUAUUCCAGGUAUCUGGGCUGUUAUUGCAUGCCAGCUGUGCCUGCUUAUCGUCGUGGGGGCUUUGAGUCUUUACUUCUGGAUCUGUAAUCGGAAAGCAGACCGGGGAGAGAAGAUCAUUGAGGGAUCGCCGGACUUCCGGUAUACUCUUUAG
Molecule: messenger RNA, 1437 nt
Organism: Aspergillus nidulans FGSC A4
Lineage: Eukaryota; Fungi; Ascomycota; Eurotiomycetes; Eurotiales; Aspergillaceae
Exons: 7
Coding region: 1-1437 (478 amino acids)
Biological process (GO): transmembrane transport
Cellular component (GO): membrane
Molecular function (GO): transmembrane transporter activity
Source: RefSeq, a predicted model, not a curated record